UAAAGAGGUCGGCACAGACUUUCUCCGUUGAAGAAUCAGCGAGAUGAAGAGCAGCGCCAACCCGGCACCAUGCGCUCCAGGCUCCCACGGACCGCCUGCCUAUUACGACUCGUUGCACUCUGCAUCCUGCUCUCGCACACUGCAGCUUAUUUUGGGCUGACAGGUCGGGAACCCUUGGUGUUUUUACCAAGUCCGUUCUCCAAUGAACCUCCGACGGGCAAAGCCCACCUGAAGCAGUGCGAGCAGAUGACUCUGACCAGGCGGCAGAAGAGACUGUGUCGCAGGGAGCCCGGUCUGGCCGAGACGCUGCGGGAGUCGGUGCGCCUCAGUCUGCUGGAGUGUCGGUAUCAGUUCAGGAACGAGCGCUGGAACUGCAGCCUGGACGGCCGGGGAAGCCUCCUGAAAAGAGCAUUCAAGGAGACUGCCUUCCUACUGGCAGUGUCCUCUGCGGCGCUGACUCAUGCACUCGCCAAAGCAUGCAGCUCUGGUCGAAUGGAGAGGUGCACAUGUGACGACUCCCCCGGCAUCCAGCAUCGGGAAGCAUGGCAGUGGGGGGUCUGCGGGGACAACCUGAAAUAUAGCACCAAGUUCCUCAAGAAGUUCCUUGGCCAAAAGAAGGUCAGCAAGGACCUGAGGGCUCAAGUCGACGCCCACAACAUCAACGUUGGAAUUCGGGCGGUGAAGAGCGGGCUGAAAACAACCUGUAAGUGUCACGGUGUCUCCGGCUCGUGUGCCGUACGGACUUGCUGGAAGCAGUUGUCUCCUUUCCACGACACUGGACGACUGCUGAAGUACAGGUAUGACACGGCUGUGCGAGUGCUGAGUGUCACCAACACAGCCACCGGUGAGACAGAGCUCGCCGGGCCACGCCGCCAAGGCCAGAGCCUUCGCACUACUGACCUGGUCUACCUGGAAGACUCCCCCAGCUUCUGCAGACCCUCACGCUACUCCCCGGGUACAGGCGGCCGGUCGUGCGCCAAAGACACCAGCUGUCAGAGCCUGUGCUGUGGACGUGGUUACAACACGGCCAUGCGCCUCACCAGCCUGUCCUGCCACUGCCAGGUCCGCUGGUGCUGCCAUGUGGAGUGUCAGACAUGUGUGAGAGAGGAGGAGGUGUACACCUGCAAAAAUGCAUAACAAAUGAUCAGAAAGAAGAAAUGUAGGCUGUAUGCAAAAGAUCCAUGGGAUGAACUAUUGACAAUUCAUGAGGGAUCUCACACCAAAGCAUGUCUUUGCAGAUCUCCAGUCUGACCUGCAUGUUAUUUGGGGAGGAAUAUACACUUGUAUCAUUAUAAUACUGCUGUUUUUUUGCUAAUCAUCACUGAUUUGACACGCAGCAGCUUACUGUAGGUGACAAUGUUUUCAAACUCUGCUUUUCUCUCGCUGGAUGCACUGAAAUCCCACUCCUCUGGGACAGACGGAGGGACACAAGCUCUUAAAACAGGUACUGGACUGGACUGGACUGGACUGGACAUCAAACCCCGUCUGCAGGGGAGCUCUGACAGUGACUUUGUUGUGUUGUAAUUGCAUUGGCCCCCUUCCACUUGACUAUUUAUUGUAUCAGUCAUUGUGUCUGUUAUACUGCUGCUUCAUACUUUAAGCUUUUUGUUGUGAGUGUCGCCACAAAGGCUAAAACGGCCUUAAAAGGAAUCCGACUGUCUGUCUCUCUGUCUGCUGUGGAGAAAUUUUAGGAGCUCAUUUCUGAUUAAAAAAAGCACUUAAAGGUUCUCUUGCUACAUAUGAUACAAAAUGUGUAAUUAUUCCUAGAAGUUACAAUACAUGUCUAAAUAUAUGUUUGAACAGAAUCACUGGAAGCUUUGAGGGGUGCCGCUGAUACAUUGUAUUAACAGGGUUAUUGUGUAAAGAAACACGCUGGGUUUCAGUUGCUCUUAUGGAAAUGUCUAUGGAAAUCUCUGCAUGAAGCCUAAUGUGUGCUCAGCAGAACAAAGGAUAAUAGUGAGGGAAACACCGUCUUUGAAAAAGAAUGAAAAACGUUUAAUUUCUCAACAUACCGGCCCUCCUCUUGUAUUUCUUCUAUUUAUAGAAACACACACUAUGCUAUACUUUCAAGUUUAAAAUUGCAUGACUGAACUAUUUGGUUUUUAAAGUCUAAUUUAGCCACAUCUUUGUUCUAAAUGCCUUUGAAGUGGGAUAAUCACACUACUUAUUUCCCCAAAUUGCUAAUCAAAGAUAAUCCCCAUGUUUACUCACUUAUCCUAACAUCCAACUCAGCUCUCAUGUGUCCAUGUGUGCAGGUCAAAAGUGCACUUUGCACCCCAAAGGCUUAUUUUAUUGGCCAGUUUAUGUUUUCUUUGAGUGAUUCUGAACUGUAUAUAUGAUAUAAAUAUAUAACUCAUGUCAGGGCUCCAGGCGUAUGACAAUGUGGAAUCGUAAUUUUCUACCUCACUUCAUCUUUUGGCAAAUAUCAGUAAGAUUUAUGAGCUAUGCAGAGUUAUGUCCUCUCCUUUGCAUUAGUUUUAAAGAUCAUAUUUUAGACUAUUGUACAGUUCUUUUGAAUUUGGUAAUACAUAUC
Centropristis striata (black sea bass) is the source of this 2533-nucleotide messenger RNA. It is a transcript of the gene wnt9b, whose product is annotated as wingless-type MMTV integration site family, member 9B. NCBI's taxonomy places the organism in Eukaryota, Metazoa, Chordata, Actinopteri, Perciformes, Serranidae. The transcript has 4 exons. Gene Ontology annotation, molecular function: cytokine activity; frizzled binding. The record is from RefSeq and is a predicted model, not a curated record. The coding region runs from base 70 to 1137 and encodes 355 amino acids. Gene Ontology annotation, biological process: canonical Wnt signaling pathway; multicellular organism development; neuron differentiation. Gene Ontology annotation, cellular component: extracellular region.